Trypanosoma conorhini is the source of this 2025-nucleotide messenger RNA. RefSeq names its product metallo-peptidase, Clan MA(E), Family M3. The transcript has a single exon. Gene Ontology annotation, cellular component: mitochondrion. Bases 1 to 2025 code for a protein of 674 amino acids. Gene Ontology annotation, molecular function: metalloendopeptidase activity. Gene Ontology annotation, biological process: proteolysis; peptide metabolic process. The record is from RefSeq and is a predicted model, not a curated record. NCBI's taxonomy places the organism in Eukaryota, Euglenozoa, Kinetoplastea, Trypanosomatida, Trypanosomatidae.
AUGCUUCGUCGUGUGCCUUGGGGAGGCAUUUGCCUCCGUGCAUCUCCCCUCGUUGCUUGGAGGGGGGUGACCGCCCGCUACGCCGCCACGAUACCGACCCCCACGUCGCCGGCAAAGAGCGACGACGUGCCAACGGCGGCGCUGGCGGGCGAGAUACCGAGCCUGAGCUUCCUCUCCUCCAAGGCGGUGCUGGCGGAGACGGUGGAUCAAACCAUUGCGGUGUGCGACGCGCUGCUGAAUGAAAUUCCCAAAGUAACUGGCGCAAAGGAGAAGCAUGAUCUCAUUGACUCAACAAGUAACGUUCUGUGUCUUCUGUUGGACCCGUGUGAGUUUGUGCGGCAAAUUCAUCCAGACGAAGAGUACAAGAAGUAUGCGGCCUACGCCUUUCAAAAGGGAUAUGAGUAUAUGAGCAAGGUGAAUUCCCGCCGCGACCUGUACGAUGUUAUCGUUGAAUUAGACAGCCCUGAGGGACGUAGGCAGCUUGAUGAUGAGGAAAUCAAAAACGUCGUGCAGUUAAAACGUGACAUGGAAAGCAAUGGCAUUCACCUGCCCGAUGCGCUCCGGGACAAGGUGACAGAGAUGAACAUUGAGAAGGAGGAUUUGGCGAUGCGCUUCUUGACGGAGCAGGGGUCAAAGAAUCCUUUUGCGACGCUCCGUUACCUCCUGCGCUGUCGCUAUGAGCUUGCACAGCUUCUUGGCUUUGAGAGCUACGCGGAGCAGCAGCUGCGGGGAACAAUGCUGGGGAACCAGCAGCGCGUUUGGCAUUUCCUCUGUGGCGUUGCCCAUAAGUAUCGUCCAGACGCAGAGAAGGAAUUAGGACUCAUUCAACAGAACGUGGGGGAGGUGCGUAAUCGACAGAGCAUUACAGACGAUACUCGGGCCCGCGUGGCGCAUUCGCUGCGCCGCGACGCGGAGCCUGAGAAGGCGGCAGAGUACUUUUCCGUCGCCAAUUGCAUAAGGGGAAUUCAGUGCCUUUGUUCGGAGGUGUUUGGCCUGCGCCUGGAGCAGGUACCGUUUGAGAAGGAGGAAGUGUUUAACCCGGAUGCCAAGAAGUUUUUUGUCUACGAUGAGGACCGGGCCUUCUUGGGCAUUAUUGUUCUGGACAUGUACGCCAACGAGAUGAAGUACUGCCAGGCGGGCCACCUUACUCUGCAGCUGGGCUGCAGGCCCCAUCAAGAGGCUCUCGCACGGGUAGGCCUGAAGCUGCCAGAGCGGCAGUACCCAGUUGUGGUUCUAACGUGUAACGUCGGCUCUGUCACCCCGGCGCAGCGGUUCUCCAACGGCCGGUACGAUGACGAGUCCACCCUCAUGCAUCCAAGCGAAGUCACGACGGUCUUUCACGAGUUUGGCCACGCAAUGCAUACAAUUUUUGGGCAAACGAAAGUGCAGAAUUUGGCUGGCACCCGUGCUAGCAUUGACUUUGUGGAGACCUUUUCGCAGCUCUUUGAGCAAUUUUUAACCUCACACGAGUUUUUGCGGUUGUGGGCGCAUCGAAUCAACACACGGGAGCCCAUUUCCUUCGAUAUGGUGAUGAGGCGGAACGCCGCGGCGGACAUGUUUAAGCAUUUGGACAUGCUCGACCAGGUGGUGCUCUCGGCGGUUGACCAGACGCUUCACGGCCCUCAGCCAUACACGGUGUACUUUCCCCACGGCCAAAACGGCCACCUUGGCAAACGCACCCUGGGCGACAGUAGCGACUACGGCCGCGGCACGUACAACUUAGCGAAGAUUCUCAUCGACGUAUGCACCCCACUCUCGGUUGUAACACCAACGGAGAGUGGCGUGCUUGGCACCCUGUCGUUCGAGCACCUGUCUGGGUACCCCGCCGGCUACUACGGCUACCUCUACAGUCUCUCCGUUGCCCGACGCAUUUGGUCGAAGAAGUUCGAAAAGGACCCUCUUAACCGCACCGCGGGGAGGGAGCUGGUGCAGAAGGUCAUGCGGCACGGUGCGGCGUGCGAUCCCGUGGAGGUCAUUGAGAAGUACUUGGGUGACGAGCUAGACGAAAUUGAAAUCUGGGCAUAA